UCGAUAGCCGUGCUAAUUUCGAUAUUACACAAUGCGGCUUGUUUUUACGGGUAAUUGUGUUUUUAAACGCCUGCUGCACUCCGAAAUAGGUGGAAAGUAUGCCAAACAGCAGCCGCGGAACCUCAAGGGGCGGAGCAAGAGCUCCCAGGAGUGGCUUACGCGACAACUGGCGGAUCCCUACGUGGAAAAGGCCCGUAUGAUGAACUAUCGCUGCCGGAGUGCAUUCAAGCUACUGGAGAUCGACGACAAAUACGAAAUCCUGCGGCCCGGAGGCACAGUUUUGGACUGCGGAGCAGCUCCUGGCAGCUGGACACAGGUGGCCGUGGAGCGGACCAAUGCCAACGGAAAGCAGGAGCGGGCUUCACAGGGAGCCGUCUUCAGCAUCGACCUGUUGCAUUUUCAUGCUGUGCCGGGUGCCACAAUCUUCGGCGGCAUGGAUUUCACUACUUCUCUGGCGCAAAAGCGGCUGAAGGAGGCGUUACAGCACAGAAAGGUCAACUGCGUGCUGUCCGACAUGGCGCCCAAUGCCACCGGAGUGAGGAUGCUGGACCAGGAGAGCAUCACCAACCUCUGCUACGAGGUGCUACGCUUUGCACUGGCAAUGUCUGCUCCGCAGGCACAUCUCGUGGUCAAGGUGUGGGAUAAUGGUGACGUGCCCAAGCUGGAGCGGGAUAUGCUUAGGUUUUAUGAGAAGGUGAAGAGAGUAAAACCGCGCGCUAGCCGCGGAGAUUCCGCCGAGCACUUCCUUUUGGCCAGGAACUUUAAAGGAGCAACGGAAAGUUAAUUGUUAACGGCCUUUUGCCAGUCUACUCUAACUUCUUUUGGAUAGGAUAAGGGGAGGUAAACUUAUUUGUUUAAAUAAAAAAUGACUUGAACUUGCAUCAUCUUACAA
Messenger RNA from Drosophila teissieri, 892 nucleotides. RefSeq names its product rRNA methyltransferase 2, mitochondrial (gene Mrm2). Lineage: Eukaryota; Metazoa; Arthropoda; Insecta; Diptera; Drosophilidae. The transcript has a single exon. The record is from RefSeq and is a predicted model, not a curated record. Gene Ontology annotation, cellular component: mitochondrion. Gene Ontology annotation, biological process: RNA methylation. Gene Ontology annotation, molecular function: rRNA (uridine-2'-O-ribose)-methyltransferase activity. Bases 32 to 784 code for a protein of 250 amino acids.